Molecule: messenger RNA, 1451 nt
Organism: Tigriopus californicus
Lineage: Eukaryota; Metazoa; Arthropoda; Copepoda; Harpacticoida; Harpacticidae
Product: probable chitinase 10
Exons: 3
Coding region: 81-1382 (433 amino acids)
Biological process (GO): chitin catabolic process; carbohydrate metabolic process
Cellular component (GO): extracellular region
Molecular function (GO): chitinase activity; chitin binding
Source: RefSeq, a predicted model, not a curated record
AUGAGCAGUCAGUUGCUUGCAAACAUUACCUCAAGGACUAAGUAAGGUGUAAAGCAAACGACCAUUCAUUGAUUGGCAGCAUGAGGUCAAUUGGAUUAGUCUUGGCCAUUUUGGCCCUUUCCAACAUCAUUCAAGACGGCUUAACAGUCAAACAGUCGGACAAACUGGUGGUCUGCUACUUUACUAGCUGGGCCCAUUACAGGGAGGACCCAGGUCAUUUUGAUGUAGCUUGGGUUGACCCCACCUUGUGCUCCCAUGGGAUCUACGCCUAUGCUGAUAUCGACACUGCCACGUGGUCCUUGAUGCCUGUGGAUCCCUGGUAUGAUCUGGGACCCAUGGAUUGUGGUCCUGGCGAGUGCAACUUUGACUCUUACCGACGAUUCACGGCCUUGGCCUCGGAAACGUUCACCCCCAUGCUUUCUGUUGGUGGAUAUAAUGAAGGUCCUGACAAGUUCUCGGAUAUGGCCAAGGACCCAGUCAAACGACAGGCUUUCAUUGACAGCUCCGUGGACUACCUUCAGCGUUAUGGGUUCCAGGGUUUGGAUAUUGACUGGGAGUUCCCGGCAGAAGAGGACAAGCGGAACUUGGACCUCCUCGUGGGCGAGAUGAAGGCUGCCUUUGACCUUCAGGGUCUUAUUCUCAGCUUGGCGAUCUUCCCGGAGUACGACCGGGUUGAUUUGGGCUAUGAUAUUCCGUUCCUGUCUGAAAAUGCGGAUUUCCUCAGUGCCAUUGCCUAUGAUUACCAUUCGUACUACAAUGGCCAUGAAUUCACGGCUCACGAGGCCCCCAUCUUCCGGAUCAAUGAAGAAGAAAACGUCUUGCACCCUGGAUAUGGCCUCAAUGUGUAUGACGGGAUUCGAUAUCUUCUACAGAAGGGUGGCGAUCCAACCAAGCUGGUCAUGGGUAUUCCGGCUUAUGGCAAUGGCUUCAUGUUAGAAGACGCUUCCAAUAACGGCCUUUAUUGUCCUGCCGCUGGUGCAAUCAAUCCCGGCCCAAUCAUGCACUCCAGUGGCUCUUGGAGCUUCCAGGAGAUCCUCAAGAUCCAACAGGAUGAUGCCCUCACGUACUUGCCGGGUGCCACUCCCAUGGCUUGGUCCAUUCAGCGAGAUGACUGCCAACGAGUUCCCUACAUGAUCAACGGCAAGUAUUGGAUUGGCUACGAGGAUGUCCAAUCCGUUGGUUUGAAGGCCCAAAUGGCCAAUGCCUUGAACCUCGGUGGAGUGAUGGUGUUCUCCUUGGACCAAGACGACUACAGUGGAGCUUUUUCCGAUUCGCCAUAUCCUCUCUUGCGAGAAAUCAACACCCAAUUGGCUUCCGGAAACGCCUUUGAUCCCACUGAUGAGACUUGUGGUGAUGAACCUGCUCCUGUUUGUGAAAUCUAGGUUAGCCACGGAUCCUUGAGUUGCGAGUACGUGUUAGUGGGAAUAAACCAAUCUUGAUACAUGGAGCCA